AUCCGGGGCAGCCUGCAGUGCAACUGUUAUCCAGGCAGCCACAGCAAAUGGCCAUCAGCGCCUCCACAAGGGAACUGGCCGAGUUAAUCGACCUGCAUCUCGGGGAGCUGCGGCCCAAGGAGCCCGCCUGGAGGGUGUCUGACUCGCCCAUCUCUGGGCGCGGCAUAUUCGCCACCCGCGACAUUGCCAAGGGCGAGGAGUUGUUCCGAGAGCACACCAUCCUGGUGGGGCCGACGGCCCACCGCUCCUCCAACCUACGCACUUGCACGCUCUGCUACCGCCUGGUGCCGGGACAGACGGACGCGGAAGCUCUCUGUCUCGCCGGCUGCGGCCUGCCCGUGUGCGGGGAGUGCGGAAAAUCGCCGCGUCACAAGACCGAGUGCGAUCUGUUUCUCAAGUGGAAGCCCAAGGUGACGGAACGGAUCGAUCCGCGCUCACUGCGCAUUCUGAGCGUGGUACGCUGCUUCUUCCUGGACGAGCAGCAGCGGCGGCUCCUCUACGCGAUGCAGGCCAACGCGGACCGCUACUACAUGAAGGAGGUGGAGCGGGCGGCCGCCUGUUUUGAGGACUUCCCCCGAGAACAGGAAAUGCUCGACUUCUUUUACCGCACCAUCUGCGCCUUCAACACGAAUGCGUUUGAAAGCCGCAGCUGCGUCGAGGGUCACGAGGUACUGAUCCGCGCCCUAUUCCCCCUGGCGGGGCUGUUAAACCACCAGUGCACUCCCAAUGCCGGCCACCACUUUCAGGACGGCGAGACCAUCAUCGUUUGCGCCACGGAGCGAAUCGCCUGCGGGGCCGAGAUCACAGUGUCUUAUGCUAAGAUGCUCUGGUCCACCCUGGCCCGAAAGAUAUUCCUCGGCAUGACCAAGGGCUUCAUGUGCCAGUGUCCCCGCUGCCAGGAUCCAACGGUGAGUUCUCCCUUGGAUAAGGAUCUUGAUCAGCAGCUGCAGCUGCAACUGCAACUGCAACAGCAUCCAAUUUGGGAGCGAUGGAUCCAGCCGGAAGUUUUGUAA
Messenger RNA from Drosophila persimilis, 1013 nucleotides. RefSeq names its product SET domain-containing protein SmydA-8-like. Bases 48 to 1013 code for a protein of 321 amino acids. The transcript is spliced from 2 exons. The record is from RefSeq and is a predicted model, not a curated record. Gene Ontology annotation, molecular function: protein binding. NCBI's taxonomy places the organism in Eukaryota, Metazoa, Arthropoda, Insecta, Diptera, Drosophilidae.